This is a messenger RNA of Daucus carota subsp. sativus, 1869 nucleotides long. Its product is annotated as phospholipase A1-Ibeta2, chloroplastic. The coding region runs from base 81 to 1670 and encodes 529 amino acids. The transcript has a single exon. The record is from RefSeq and is a predicted model, not a curated record. Gene Ontology annotation, molecular function: glycerophospholipase activity. Gene Ontology annotation, biological process: lipid metabolic process. NCBI's taxonomy places the organism in Eukaryota, Viridiplantae, Streptophyta, Magnoliopsida, Apiales, Apiaceae.
ACCCUUCACAAUCUUUCAACUAACACAAUAACUACUCUCUCUCUCAAAAUUAAAUCUCUCUCGCUACUCUCUCUCCAGAAAUGCUAUUAAGUUUGACGCUCCCUCCGCAAAAUCUCGGAUUCUUUGAGACCCGGCGAGCGAGUUUCAAGCUCAGGAAGUCGCCGCUCAAUCCGUGCGCUCCACGGUUCUUUAACUCGGCUUCGGUUUCGGUUUCGAACACAACUCUCACACGUAAGCACUUGUCUAACCUAGAUAAGUUGCUUCCUGUUAAAUCCGAGCCUGUUCCGGUUUUUCCACCCCGAUCUGAUCCGAAUCCGAUCUCGAAUGAAGAAGCAAAAACAAGAGGUAUUUUGGAAGCUUUAAAUUUACCGAGGUUUUGGAAGGAGUCAAAGGCCGCGGAGGAGGUCUCUCCGCGACAUUUAAAUAGACUCCGCCGACUUUUAUCCAAGUCGGCGGAGUAUUCCCCGAGGAAUAUUCUAGGUAGUAAGUGGAGGCAGUAUCACGGAUCGGAUAAUUGGGCGGGUCUACUUGACCCGCUCGAUGAAAAUUUACGUCGAGAAAUGGUUAGGUAUGGGGAAUUUAUUCAAGCGGCUUAUCAUUGUUUUCAUAAUGAUCCCGCCACGUCAGCUGAUCACGCUCCGGCUGAUCGGCACGUGGCACUUCCUGAUAGGUCGUACAAGGUGACCAAGAAUUUAUAUGCCACGGCAUCAGUUGGGCUGCCUAAGUGGGUUGACACCGUGGCACCGGAUCUGAGCUGGAUGACUCAACGGUCCAGCUGUAUCGGUUACGUGGCGGUUUGCGACGAUCGAAGAGAGAUCGAACGGAUGGGAAGGCGGGACAUAGUAAUCGCGCUUCGCGGGACUGCCACGUGUCUCGAGUGGGCCGAGAACAUGCGAGACUUGCUCGUUCAGAUGCCAGGUCAAGAUGACAAAGCCCCAUCGCAAGCCAAAGUUGAAUGCGGAUUCUUAAGCCUCUUCAAAACCUCUGGGCCCCACAUGCCAAGCCUGUCCGAAUCAGUAGUAAAAGAAGUUCAAAGACUUGUCGAAUUAUACAAAGGUGAAACCCUAAGCAUAACCGUCACCGGACACAGCCUCGGCGCCGCCAUGGCCCUCCUCGUGGCCGACGAAUUAUCCACAUCCGUACCCGACACCCCUCCCGUCGCGGUAUUCUCCUUCGGCGGUCCCCGGGUUGGAAACCGAGGAUUCGCCACCCGUCUCGAAUCCCAAAACGUCAAGGUGUUGAGAAUAGUGAACUCACAAGACGUGAUCACUAAAGUCCCUGGUAUGUUCGUAAGCGAAGGCCUAGACAAAAAACUCCGCGAAUCAUCCGCAUGCUCAGUCCUCAACAUCCUCGACAACAACAUGCCGUGGGCUUACACUCACGUCGGGACCGAACUGAAACUCGACACGAAAAUGUCCCCAUUCCUAAAACCCGAUGCUGACGUGGCAUGCUGUCAUGAUCUCGAAGCCUACUUGCAUCUCGUAGACGGAUUCAUGGCCUCGAAUUGUCCGUUCAGACCGGACUCGAAGAGGAGCUUAGUGAAGUUGCUAGAUGAACAAAAAUCGAACAUGAAACGGUUGUACACGAACAAGGUGAAUGCGUUGAGUUUCAAGCCUAGAAAGGAGUUGUUGCGGAUGCCUAGUGUAUUGCCGAGUCCUUCUUCUUCCUAGCGUUAAUAAUAAAAAUUCGAUAUCGGAUUCGAUAUGUUAUUCGAUAUGUUAUGUAGUGUUGUGCAUGUCGUGUAAUCAAUUGUGUAUAUAUUUAUUUUACGAACUGAAGCCAGAGAUCUGUGAGUGUGAGUUCAUGCCUGUUCUGUAUUUGUACUGUGGCGUUCAUUUUGAUUUAAUCAACUCAUGUUUCUCUUGUAAA